Messenger RNA from Alternaria alternata, 2301 nucleotides. RefSeq names its product serine/threonine-protein kinase-like protein psk1. Gene Ontology annotation, biological process: protein phosphorylation. Bases 241 to 2016 code for a protein of 591 amino acids. The record is from RefSeq and is a predicted model, not a curated record. Gene Ontology annotation, molecular function: ATP binding; protein serine/threonine kinase activity. The transcript is spliced from 2 exons. Lineage: Eukaryota; Fungi; Ascomycota; Dothideomycetes; Pleosporales; Pleosporaceae.
UUCCUCCCCACCGUUCAGCUUACCGCAGUUGGCACCCUCUUUCCGUACAGCGCACUGAGCUCGGGUCUGAACAGGACGGACGCCUCUUUCGCAUCGCUGGUUCGGCUAGGGGUAGGAGUUCCGCCGUGAAUAUUCGCGGCGGACUGUAGUAUUGGUCUGCCCAAGACGGGCAUUGGAUAAUUCGCGCGCAGCCUGAAGACUGACGAAUUUAUAUCGUAUUACCCCACCACUACCGCUGUCAUGGUUUUCGCAUUCGACCAGAACGAUGCGCACCUUCCAGCCAAUGCGCUGCCAAAUCCCGAGCCUGCCGUGCCUGACGAUGCCGACAUGUUCGCACCUGGGAACAUGGACAUGAGCCCCCCGAACGUGCCCCUCCAUGUGGGCACUCCGCCGAUCAACAUCGUCAGCCCUAUGCCCAAGCGCGCAGUGCAGCCCGAUCCCGAAUGCAAGCAGCAGGGUCCGGACAAGUUGGAUUUCGACGCUGUCAUGAGGAAGGCCCAGAAGAACAAGAAAAAGAAGAAGAAGGGUCUGAAGGCAGGCUUACAGGCUACGAGUGUCACCCGGGGUUUCCACACUCCAGUCACGUCUGGUGGGGAAGAGUCGGAUUAUUCUCUGGCGACUACACCACGUUUUGGCCCUGUUCGCUCCGGACUCCCAAGCGUGACCAGCAGCCCAGCGCUCCGCCCCCAGUCCACGGCAGGAGGCAUCAGCAACCUCAAAGCCCAACUCGAGGCGCUCAAUCUAGGUCCGAGGAGCGACUCCCCCAUGAAGGAUUACCCAGGAAAGGGCGUGCCUAUGAGCAGAGUCACGUCGCAGUUGUCGAGCAACACCAGCAUGUCAGGCCGGGAAAGCGACAGUGAUCGUACCGAGAUGGAGAGCUAUGAAAUCGACCUCAACGCCGAAGACUUCAGCGUUGAUACGCUCUCCAAAACCUCGACCAUGUUGAACAAUGGCAUGGCGCGUAAGAUGACGGCAGAAGACUUCGAGCCGUUGAUGUGUCUGGGCAAGGGCAGCUAUGGCACCGUCUUGUUGGUCAGGCAGCGCGCCACAGGCCGUCUUUUCGCGCAGAAGCAGUUCAAGAAGGCCUCCAUCACUGUGCAUAAGAAGCUCAUAGAGCAGACCAAGACGGAGCGCAAUGUUCUCGAGAGUGUGAACCGCCACCCAUUCAUCGUCAACUUUUACUAUGCUUUCCAAGACCAGGAGAAGCUGUACCUCAUCCUCGAGUAUGCCCAGGGAGGCGAGCUGUUCCACCACCUCGAAGCCGAGCGCAUGUUUUCUGAAGAUGCAGCAGCCUUCUACAUGGCCGAAAUGGUGCUUGCGCUCGACCACCUUCACCGCACAGUCGGCGUCAUCUACCGUGAUUUAAAGCCAGAGAAUUGCCUUCUAGAUUCCGAGGGCCACCUGCUCCUCACCGACUUCGGCCUAAGCAAAGUCAGUCUUGAUGAAGACAACCCCUGCCGCUCCUUCCUCGGCACCGUAGAGUACAUGGCCCCGGAAGUAGUCCAAGGCCUCGAGUACGGCGCGGCAGUCGACUGGUGGUCCCUAGGUGCGCUUGGUUUCGACCUCCUCACCGGUGCUCCUCCCUUCACUGGUAACAACAACGCAAAGAUCCAGGAAAAAAUCGUAAAACAGAAACUUUCAUUGCCUUAUUACCUUAGCGCCGAAGCCAAAGACCUUCUCACCCGCCUUCUCCGUAAAGACCCGAAGAAACGCCUAGGAUUCAACAUGGCCAAGGACCUGCCCAACAUUAAGAAACAUAGAUUUUUCCGCAAAAUCGAUUGGAAGAAGUUGGAGGCGAGGGAGUUGACACCGCCGAUUCAACCACUUAUCACAGACCCGGAGUUGGCAGAGAACUUUGCUCAGGACUUCACCGAUCUUCCGCUGAGCCCUGUUCUGACAAAGAAGUUUGAUGACUUGAUGUUCGAAAGUCAGAGCCAGGCUUCUAGCAAUCCUUUUGGUGGAUUCAGCUUUGUGGCUAGCCAGAGUCUGUUGGAUAGUGGAGAGUGGGGAUACUAACUGGAUGCAGAGGUUUGUCCAGUUGCAUUGUUUCACCGUGUUGUGUAUUUGGGUUUUGCAUGUUGUUUACAUUGUUGGAGAGAAAGAGUGUAAUAGAGGGUUAUUGCUUCGUCAUGUUUCAUUCGAUGAGUAUGUCAUCACUACACAACAGCACACAAGUCACUUUCAAUGGUUACUAGAUAGAAUUCUUUUCUCGUAGGCUGAAUAAACCAUCUCCUUCCAACUCCAUGCUCGUGCCGUCAUCGGUAUCAUGCGCAAGUAUUCAUACAGACUGUAAACCAAGUG